This is a messenger RNA of Wallemia ichthyophaga EXF-994, 456 nucleotides long. RefSeq lists its product as uncharacterized. The record is from RefSeq and is a predicted model, not a curated record. Bases 1 to 456 code for a protein of 151 amino acids. NCBI's taxonomy places the organism in Eukaryota, Fungi, Basidiomycota, Wallemiomycetes, Wallemiales, Wallemiaceae. The transcript has 4 exons.
AUGUCUUUCACCGAGAAAGUAAAGGAUUUUGAGCAGUUCCAUAAGAGCAAGACGGUAAGAGUGGUGCAGGGGAGUGUCGGUGGUAGGCCCACAAGAAUGCUUCUCGAUAAGGACUAUAGCGGUGUAUAUAUGAGCAGGGAACAUGCAUUGAAGCAGAGUUAUAUCAGCAAAUCGACAAUACCCGGAUCUUACGGAUAUCUGGGGCUCAUAAACAUUGGUGAGAUCACAAUCGAGGUGGCUGGGAAGAAGGUGUUAUUACCAGUGUUUUUAAGUGAGUUGACAAAGACGCAAGAGACAUUAGAUGGUAGUAAGUGGGAUGUUAUACUAGGCAGAUCAUUCUUCGAGAAGCGCAAAGCCAAGUUGGAUAGCUUCGACAAGAGGAUUGUUACUUUCGGAGACGACAACGAUAAAAUGAUUGAAUGUGGAUUGGUACAAUUGAAAGAAAGUCCAAUUUGA